Dipodomys spectabilis (banner-tailed kangaroo rat) is the source of this 1712-nucleotide messenger RNA. Its product is annotated as cytochrome P450 2B4-like. Gene Ontology annotation, cellular component: intracellular membrane-bounded organelle; cytoplasm. Gene Ontology annotation, biological process: xenobiotic metabolic process. The record is from RefSeq and is a predicted model, not a curated record. NCBI's taxonomy places the organism in Eukaryota, Metazoa, Chordata, Mammalia, Rodentia, Heteromyidae. The transcript is spliced from 9 exons. Gene Ontology annotation, molecular function: iron ion binding; oxidoreductase activity, acting on paired donors, with incorporation or reduction of molecular oxygen, reduced flavin or flavoprotein as one donor, and incorporation of one atom of oxygen; heme binding. Bases 24 to 1499 code for a protein of 491 amino acids.
UGGACACCACCCAGCCCAGGAUCAUGGAGCUCAGCGUCCUCCUCUCCCUGGUGCUCCUCACUGGCCUCCUCCUUCUCCUGCUCAGGGCUGGCUCAAAGGCCCGUGGCCACCUCCCUCCGGGGCCCCGGCCUCUGCCCUUGUUGGGGAACGUUCUGCAAAUGGAUAGACACGGGCUCCUGAAAUCUUUCCUGCAGCUUCGAGAACGGUAUGGGGAUGUGUUCACCGUGUAUCUGGGAUCAAGGCCGGUGGUCAUGCUGUGUGGGACUGACACCAUCCGGGAGGCCCUGGUGGACCAGGCUGAGGCCUUCUCUGGCCGAGGGACGAUUGCCAGCGUCCAGCCAAUCUUCCAGGACUAUGGUGUGGUAUUUGCCAACGGGGAGCGGUGGAAGACCCUUCGGCGGUUCUCUCUGGCCACCAUGAGGGAUUUUGGGAUGGGGAAGCGGAGUGUGGAGGAGCGGAUCCAGGAGGAGGCGCAGUGUUUGGUGGAGGAGCUGCGGAAAACCAAUGGGGAACUCGUGGACCCCACCUUCCUCUUCCAGUCCAUCACGGCCAACAUCAUCUGUUCCAUCGUCUUUGGAGAACGAUUUGACUACAAAGAUCACAACUUCCUGCACCUCCUGGACAUGUUCUAUCAGAGCUUCGCGCUCAUCAGCUCCUUCUACAGCCAGGUGUUUGAGCUUUUCUCCAGUGUCAUGAAGCACUUUCCUGGGAAGCACAGAGAGAUCUACAAAAACCUGCAGGAGGUCAACGCGUUCAUUGCCCAGCGUGUGGAAUGGCACCGGGCAACCCUGGACCCCAGCAUGCCGAGAGACUUCAUCGAUACCUACCUCCUGCGCAUGGACAAAGAGAAAUCCAACCCUCACACCGAGUUCCACCAUCAGAAUCUCAUCAUUUCCUUGCUCUCGCUCUUCUUUGCGGGCACCGAGACCAGCAGCACCACCCUGCGCUUCGGCUGCCUCAUCUUGAUGAAGUUCCCCCACGUCGCAGAGAGAGUCCAAAAGGAAAUCAAGGAGGUCAUUGGCCUUCACCGCCCGCCAGCCCUCGAUGACCGCACCAAAAUGCCCUACACCGACGCUGUCAUCCACGAGAUCCAGAGGUUCUCUGACCUCCUCCCUAUCGGGGUGCCUCAUGUGGUCACCAAGGACACUGAGUUCCGAGGGUACAUCAUCCCCAAGAACACUGAAGUCUACCCCAUCCUGAGUUCUGCUCUCCAUGACCCACACUACUUUGCAAAACCAGAUGAGUUCAACCCUGACCACUUUCUGGAUGCCAGCGGGGCAGUGAAGAAGAAUGAUGCCUUCAUGCCUUUUUCCAUUGGGAAGCGCAUCUGUCUCGGUGAAGGAAUCGCCCGGAGUGAAUUAUUCCUCUUCUUUACCACCAUCCUUCAGCACUUCUCCUUGGCCAGCCCCAUGGCUCCGAAGGACAUUGACCUGUCCCCCCGUGAGUGUGGCGUGGGCAGAGUGCCCCCCACCUACCAGCUGCGCUUCCUGCCCCUCUGAACCGCAGAAGAGGGCUCAGAGGAUUUGAGGUCAUGAAAUGUCCCCCACCUCUGUAGGAAAGCCUUAUCCACCAUCUUGGAUGUGAACAGUCUCUCAUGUUCAUAGCUUGACCAGGUCUUUCUUCUCCUCUAAACAAUUGCAAGCUGGGUGCUGAUGGCUCACGCCUGUCAUCCUAGCUACUCAGGAGACUGAGAUCUGAGAAUCAAAGUUCAA